AUGAUAAAGAGAAAUAAAUGUCCGAGGAUUAAAAUAAGAAUAGGUGAAAGUAAAGAAUGCUUUUUAUUAGAUACAGGAGCCAAGAUUAGUUUGAUGGAUUAUAAUAAAUGGUUUACAAAAGAAAGAUUUACAGCUAGAAGAAUAAUAGCGAAACAAUUAGACGGUAAUACAGUUAAGAUUUUACGUUUUUAUACGAUUAAAUUGGUAGAAGUAAAGAAAGAGAUAACGAUAUGGAUUACUACGUUAAAGAUAGAGCCUAUCUUAGGUUGGAAUGAAAUUAAGAAUAUUGGUCCUGAUUAUAAUUGGGGGACUUUGUUUGAAGAUAUCCGGGAGAACAACAAAAGAACUAAAGAGAUAAUAAGAAAAUUUUUAAUUAGAUAUAGAAGCAACAUAGAAGAAAAUAAGGAAAUAGGAAAUAUAAGGACAAUAGAGGUAGAUUCAGUCGAAAUCAAACAACAAGCAAUUAAGAAUAUGGUAGAACUGGAUAUUGUUGAGGAUAAUUUCAAGGAAGUCUUUAAAGAGGAAUUAGGUACUCUGAAAGAUUUUGAAGUAGAUAUACGAUUAGAAAAAAAUUAUCGACCUAAGUUUUGCGGCAUAAGAAGAUUACAGCUUUCGUGGAUAGAAGAGAUAGAUAAAGAAUUAGACAAAUGGCUUAAAGAAGGAAUAAUAAAAUCAAUAGUGCAUAUUGUAUGGGCAACACCUUUAGUUCCCAUAGGAAAACAGGAUAACAGAUUAAAACUAUGUAUAGACUAUAGAGUAUCGGUAAGUGAGAAGACAAGUAAAAUAUUAACGAUUACAACGCAUAGAGGAUUAUUUGCUUUUUGUCGUUUACCAUUUGGUUUGAAAGCAUCGGCUCCAAUAUUUAAAAGUCCUAUGGCGGCAUUAUUUCAAGGAAUAGGGGGAGUAAUGUAUUAUUUAGAUGAUGUUUUGAUAUGUGGUAGAACAGAAGAAGAACACAAUACUAGAUUAGUUAAAGUGUUAGACAUAAUAUUAGAAAAUGCAGUAGAUGCAUCUAAUGAAGGUAUAGGAGGAGCUUUAUUACAGAUGACAGAUAAUGUUGAGAAACCGAUUUUAUUUUUAUCGAGACGAUUUAGUAGCACUGAGAAAAAUUACUCCACAAUCGAGAAGAAGGCUCUGGCUGUGAAAUUUGGGCUAGCGAAGUGCAAAUAA
Molecule: messenger RNA, 1170 nt
Organism: Gordionus sp. m RMFG-2023
Lineage: Eukaryota; Metazoa; Nematomorpha; Gordioida; Chordodea; Parachordodidae
Exons: 4
Coding region: 1-1170 (389 amino acids)
Source: RefSeq, a predicted model, not a curated record